This is a messenger RNA of Dovyalis caffra, 318 nucleotides long. NCBI's taxonomy places the organism in Eukaryota, Viridiplantae, Streptophyta, Magnoliopsida, Malpighiales, Salicaceae. The record is from the annotation of a GenBank genome assembly.
AUGACAUUUCUUGCAUUGCUUUUGCUUUUAGUGUCUUGUGAUUCACUCUCAAGUGUAAGAGCAGCAAGUAACCAAGUCUCAUGUAAAAGAACCGAGGAGUGUACCCCAGACGUGAUUACAUGUUCUCCAGAAGCUCCUGCUGAAUGUCUCAACAAUGGAUGCCAAUGCAUCCCUAGAGUUGCAGUGAAAGCAACAAAAGGAUUCCCAUGUCAAACAACUGAGGAUUGUGACUCGAAGGCUGUUAGAUGUACUCCAGAAGCCCCUCUCGCAUGUCUCGACAAUGUAUGCCAAUGCAUCCCUGACCCUACCUACCAUUAG